Molecule: messenger RNA, 1018 nt
Organism: Cydia amplana
Lineage: Eukaryota; Metazoa; Arthropoda; Insecta; Lepidoptera; Tortricidae
Product: bromo adjacent homology domain-containing 1 protein-like
Exons: 2
Coding region: 1-363 (120 amino acids)
Biological process (GO): negative regulation of DNA-templated transcription; heterochromatin formation
Cellular component (GO): chromatin silencing complex
Molecular function (GO): transcription cis-regulatory region binding; chromatin binding
Source: RefSeq, a predicted model, not a curated record
AUGGUGUCCCUCGUGUGGUACUACCGGCCGGAGCACACGCACGGCGGCCGGCAGCCGGACGACGCGCUGGACGAGGUGUUCGCGUCCCGGCACCGCGACGCCAACUCCGUCGCGUGCAUCGAGGACAAGUGCUACGUGCUCACCUUCAACGAGUACUGCCGAUACAGGAAGCGGCUAAAAGCCCUCGAGGAGGGCGUGACGGUGGCGCCAUCUAUCGUGCCGCCCAUGCCGGCGGCGGACAUCACGCCGGCCGUGGCCACAAACGACUCCAAGCUGCCGCCAACCGUCUCCCCCGAGCUCGUGCUGUUCUGCCGCAAGAUCUACGACUUCCGUUCCAAGAAGAUACAGGUCCCCAACAAGUAACCGACCCGACGUGAAAACACCAAAGUUAAUUUAGGACUCCCGAGUAGACCCUAAUACUAGUACAAAACGUUCCCGGUGCAAAUAGUAUCGCCAUUUUUGUAUGAUUAUUCGAUAUACGCCGUUCCCCUGUGUUGCUACGUGACGUGAUUUGGCGUAUCGCUACUUAUGUUGAUUUCGUUUCGUUGAAGUAUCAAGUGAUGCCUUUUAUAAUGUGUAAGUAGGUUGUAAGUGACGGACGGUUUAAUUGUGUAGUGAUAGCGACGUAUUUUCUUUAAUUUGCUUAGAGUGCGCUGCGUCCUAUUUAUGUAUAAUUUCUGUAGGAACUUGAGUGUAAAAUUUAAUCUAUUUUCUCGUAGAUGAUUGGAUUACGGCUAACGAUAAGUUUCGAUUAGGCUGGAUGUAAAAGGCAUUUAUAAUUACUUUUAAUUACCUUAUUGUUACAUUGUUGUCAAUGUGGAGUCUUUAUUAAAUUAUUACUUUUAGUUAAGCAUAUUAUUUUUAAUCAGUGCAAGGCCUGGUCCGCCAUCGGCCGAGGAUCUCCCAGUUUUCUGUUUACGUUCCUUCACGUUCAAAUCAUUACCAUAUGUACCAUUUUUGAUGAAGCUAUCUAAUGAAAAAAAUAUUGUGUGAUAGAGUUUGAAUCAUUGUAUGUUAU